CACAAUAUUUAAAAACCAGCUCUUCCCUCGCCAGGGACCGAUCAUCUCGAAAACUAAAGCAUAUACGAUGCGUCGGCCCACAAACAAUGUGGUUUCGGGUUGAUCAGAGUCUUUUGGCUGUGUGUUGGGCUGUCUGCCUACUGUAUUGUACUGUGAGAAGGCAGGCAGAUAGGGGGCACCUCACCAAAAUCUCCCGCUCAACUCCACAUUCAACCCCCCCACCAAUUUACCUUCUAACUUCAACGCAUUUUAAAACCGACCACAGGAUUUAAACAUCUGAUUGCUUUAUUUAUUGAUUCUAUUUUCGGUUAGUUUAUGGUUUGUGUUUUUACACUCCGGGAGGGCAGAAAUGGCCGCCAACAUGUACCGGGUCGGAGACUAUGUAUUCUUUGAGAAUUCCUCCAGCAACCCUUACCUGAUCCGCCGGAUAGAAGAGCUCAACAAGACGGCCAGUGGCAAUGUGGAGGCCAAGGUGGUGUGUUUCUACAGAAGGAGAGACAUCUCACACAGCCUCAUACAGUUGGCUGACAAACAUGCGAAGGACUUAGAGGAGGAGAAAGAGGAGGAGAAAGAGAGUCCGUUGGAGGCAGAGCUGACAGACAAACAGAAACAUCAGUUACGCCACAGAGAACUGUUCCUCUCCCGUCAGUAUGAGAGUCUACCAGCCACACACAUCAGGGGGAAGUGUAGUGUGGCAUUAUUGAAUGAGACUGAAGCUGUCCUCUCUUACCUGGACAAAGAGGAUACGUUCUUCUACUCGCUGGUCUAUGACCCUACCCAGAAGACACUGUUGGCUGAUAAAGGAGAGAUCAGAGUGGGACCACGCUUUCAGGCUGAUGUACCUGACAUGCUACAGGAGGGGGAAUCAGAUGAGUGGGACCAGUCAAAGUUAGAGGAGAAGCUGUGGGAUCCUGAUUGUCCUCUCUCCAGCAAACAGAUUGACCAGUUCCUGGUGGUCGCACGGGCGGUGGGGACGUUUGCCAGAGCGCUGGACUGUAGCAGCUCGGUCAGACAGCCCAGUCUACAUACAAGUGCAGCUGCCGCCUCCCGAGACAUCACACUGUUCCAUGCGAUGGACACGCUGCAUCGUCAUGGUUACGACCUGUCCAGUGCAUUGAGUGUGUUGGUGCCGUCCGGUGGGCCGGUGCUGUGUCGGGACGAGAUGGAGGAGUGGAGCGCCUCGGAGGCAGCCAUGUUUGAGGAGGCUUUGGAGAAAUACGGAAAGGACUUCAACGACAUAAGACAAGACUUUCUACCGUGGAAGUCUCUGACCAGUAUAAUAGAGUAUUAUUACAUGUGGAAGACAACCGACAGAUACGUACAGCAGAAGAGACUGAAGGCAGCAGAGGCAGAGAGCAAACUGAAACAGGUUUACAUCCCCACAUACAAUAAGCCCAACCCUAACCAGAUCUCAGUGACCAAUGGGAAGAUGGCGACGGUGAAUGGGGCGGGGCCUGGAGCCUACCAUGCAGCGGGGGGAGGACGGGCCUGCGAGAGCUGCUACUCAAUGCAAUCAGCCCAGUGGUACUCGUGGGGGCCGCCCAACAUGCAAUGUCGCCUGUGUGUCUCGUGCUGGAUGUACUGGAAGAAGUACGGUGGCCUUAAGAUGCCAAGCAGAGCGGAGGCGCCUGAGGAGAAGACCCCACCAAGCCCUGUGCCCAACGAGCCUCGAUCGCGCGGCCAUGGCCCCCGCCAGUCCAGUCACAUGGUGCCGGUGCGUAACAGCGGCAGCCCCAAGUCCUCCACGAAGACCAAGCAGGCCUUCCUGCUGCAGGCCACCCGCCUCACCAAGCUGGCACGCCACAUGUGCCGCGACAUCAUCAGACUGCGACGCGCUGCGCGGCGCCCCUUUGUGCCCAUUAACUGUGGCGCCAUAAAGGCAGAGUAUAUGUUGCGGGUGUCGGAGGGGCAAGUCGGGCGACCACCUAGAAUCCGGACUGCCCAGAGGAGCACCCUGGCUAGCGUCUUGCAGUUUCUGGAGUCCCGCCCCGCGAUACACGCGCCCCGUUCUCACCGAACCCUCGGCUUGCAAGCCCCUCCCCCACGCCGCCUCCUCUCUUCUCUCCCUUACGGUCCCCACGGCCUUCUGGGUAAACGCAGCUUCCACCACCACACCAGAGCCGAGCCGGAGAAACGCCCAGAAAACCCAGGGCAGACAACGGGACCAGUGCACAACGGCCGCAGCAGUGGUGGCGGAGGGACCAGGGUCAGUGCUAGGGGCGGAGUCAUGAUUAGGAAGCGACGCCCAAACUUGAUCGAUGCCCCUGACGACAGCUUUUUCGUCGUCUCCCGGGAGACCAGGAGGGCCAGGCGGCUGCUGUCACGGUCCCAGCUGAGGCGCGCCUGUCGGCAGCCCUGUGAGCAGAUCACCCUGCGCAAGGCCUCCCAGGCACUAUCGCAGGGGCCGCUCCUCGCUCCUCCACACCCCCACCCCAGCCUCAGGAUGAGGGGACCCAUCGUUAUCCACGACUGACCACUGACCUCUGACCUUAUCUCUCUGCCAUGUUUGUCACCUGCCUAUGCUCUACAUGCAAGACCCUAACCCUAGUUACACCUGGCCCCCGACCCCCGCCCUGCCCAUCGCCCACUUAAAAAAAAUAUUGUGAACCUCCCCACCCUACGGAGUCUGACCCUUCACCUCGGGAGGAAGUGAUGUGCUGUGUUGCCGUGGGGACAGACAGAAAGUGGUUCCCACCUGUACAGAUUAAACUUCCCUGGGACAGAAACCAGUGUGUGCGUGUGAGAAUUUAUGUGUUUAAGCACGAGUGUGCACGCGCAAGGAUAUGAGCGUGUGCACGAGUGUGUGAACUUGAUGUUUUUUCUUCUUCUGUACCUGCUACAUGCCAGUGAGUGGGGGUUGUGAGAUAUAUAUAUACAAUAUAUAUAUACAGUGCAUUCAGAAAGUAUUCAGACCCCUCGUUUUUCCAUUUUUUGUUACGUUACAUCCUUAUUCUAAAAUAGAUUAAAUAAAUACAAAUCCUCAUCAGUCUACACACAAUACCCCAUAAUGACACAGUGAAAACCAUUUUUUUUUUAAAGUGUACAUUUAUUACAAAUAAAAACAGAAAUAUCUUAUUUACAUAAAUACUCAGACCCUUUGCUAUGAGACUCGAAAUUGAGCUCAGAUGCAUCCUGUGUCUAUUGAUCAUCCUUGAGAUGUUUCUACAACUUGAUUGGGGUCCACCUGUGGUAAAUUACAUUGAUUGGACACGAUUUGGCAAGGCACACACCUGUCUGUAUAAGGUCCCACAGUUGACAGUGCAUGUCAGAGCAAAAACCAAGCCGUGAGGUCAAAGGAAUUGUCCGUAGAGCUCAGAGACAAGAUUGUGUCGAGGCACAGAACUUGGGAAGGGUGCAAAAACAUUUCUGCAGCACUGAAUGUCCCCAAGAACACAGUGGUCUCCAUCAUUCUUAAAUGGAAGAAGUUUGGAACCACCAAGACUCUACCUAGAGCUGGCUGCACGGCCAAACUGAGCAAUCGGGGUAGAAGAACCUUGGUCAUGGAGGAGACCAAGAACCCGAUGGUCACUCUGACAGAGAUCCAGAGUUCCUCUGUGGAGAUGGGACAACCAUCGCUGCAGCACUCUACCAAUCAGGCCUUUAUUCACAAAUUUGUAUAAGCCAUUUCUCAGUAAAUGGCACAUGGCAGCCCGCUCGGAGUUUGCCAAAAGGCAUCUAAAGGACUCUAAAUGACCAAAAGGCAUCUAAAUGACAAACAAGAUUCUCUGGUCAGAUUAAACUAAGAUUGAAUUCCAAGCAUCAUGUCUGGAAGAAACCUGGUACCACCCCUACAGGGAAGCAUGGUGGUGGCAGGAUCAUGCUGUGGGGAUAUUUUUCAGCAGCAGGGACUGGGAGACUAGUCAGGAUCAAGGGAAAGAUGAACAGAGCAAAGUACAGAGAGAUCAUUGAUUAUAACCUGCUCCAGAGCGCUCAGGACCUCAGGACCUCAGACUGGUGCGGGGGUUCACCUUCCAACAGGACAAUGACCCUAAGCACAUAUCCAAGGCAAUGCAGUAGUGGCUUCGGGACAAGUCUCUGAAUGUCCUUGAGUGGCCCAGCCAGAGCCCAGACUUAAACCAGAUUGAACAUCUCUGGUGAGACCUGAAAAUAGCUAUGCAGCGACACUCCCCAUCCGACCUGACAGAGCUUGAGAAGAUCUGCAGAAAAGAAUGGGAGAAACUCCCCAAAUACAGGUGUGCCAAGGUUGUAGCGUCAUACCUAAGACUUGAGGCUUCUAAUCGCUGCCAAAGGUGCUUCAAUAAAGUACUGAGUAAAGGGUCUGAAUACUUAUGUAAAUGUAAUAUUUGAUAAAAUAUCUAAAUACCUGCUUUUGCUUUGUCAUCAUGGGGUAUUGUGUGUAGAUUGAUUGAGGGGGAAAAAGUAUUUAAUCCAUUAUAGAAUAAGGCGGUAAUGUAACAAAAUGUGGAAAUAGUUAAGGGGUCUGAAUACUUUCCGAAUGCAUGUAUAUAUACAGUGCCCUCCGUAAUUAUUGGGACAGUAAAGCAUUUUUUCUUCUUGAAAUUAAACAAGGACUAUGAGGUUAAAGUGCAGACUGUCAGCUUUAAUUUGAGGGUAUUUUCAUCCAUAUCGGAUGUAAAUACCCUCCAAGAAUUACAGCACUUUUUGUACAUCCCCCAUUUUAGGGGAGCAAAAGUAUUGGGACAAAAUCACUUAUAUGUGUAUUAAAAUAUUUGAAAGUGAAGUAUUUGGUCCCAUACUCAUAGCACGCAAUGACUAUAUGAAGCUUGUGACUCUACACAUUUGUUGGAUGCAUUUUCUGUUUGUUUUGGCUGUGUUUCAAAUGAUUUUGUCCCCAAUAUAAAUGAAUGGUAAAUAAUGUAUUGUGUCCUUUUGAAGUCACUUUUAUUGUAAAUAAGAAUAGAAUAUGUUUCUAAACAUUUCUACAUGAAUGUGGAUGCUGCCAUAAACUGACCUUCUCACUCAUCAUUAUGCACGAAUGUGUCACAAGCUAGAUGUAGUGCUUUGAAUAUGGGACCAAAUACUUCACUUUUUACUACUUUAAUACACAUAAGUGAAUUUGUCCAAAUACUUUUGGUCCCCUAUAAUGGGCGGACUAUGUACAAAAAGUGCUGUAAUUUCACCAACAAAAAAGUACAAAUAUCACCCCCCCAAGACAUGAUUACCUCUCACCAUUACAAUAACAGGGGAGGCAUUUUUUUGUGGCCGGGGGGGGGGGGGUAUGAUAUUUGUGCAUCUGUAACUUUCUCACUCAUCAUUAUUCAUGAUUCAUUCAGGAUGAUCCGUAAUCAUGGUAGCAUCCACAUUCAUACAGAAGUGUUUAGAAACAUAUUCUAUUCUUAUUUCUAUUCAAUAAAAAAGUGACUCCAAAAUGACACAAUACAUUAUUUACCAUUGGGAGAAAAAUACACAACCAAAACAAACAGCAAAUGCAUCCAACAAAUUUGUAGAGUCACAAGCUUGAUGAGUCAUUGUGUGCAAUGAGUAUGGGACCAUUUAUUUAACUUUUUACUACUUUAAUACACAAAGUGAAUUUGUCUCAAUACUUUUGUUCCCCUAAAAUGGGUGGACUAUGUACAAGAAGUGCUGUCAUUUCUAAAUGGUUAACCCAAUAUGGAUGAAAAUACCCUCUAAUUAAAGCUGACAGUCUGCACUUUAACCUCAUGGUCAUUGAUUGAUUUUUGAGUAUAGAGCCAAAAGAAGAAAAAAUGCUUCACUGUCCCAAUAAUUACGGAGGGCACUGUAUAUACUGUAUAGCUCUCCUCCGUGUGUCAGAGAGAUCUAACCAGAUAUCAACUAACCAAUUCGGAUCAACUAGAUUUAAAGGGAUGGUUUGGUCACAAACUAAAUGGUUAAAGGGAUUGUUAUCAUUUAAAAGGAUAGCUGCAUCAUUCUGUAGCCUACAGUUCCAUGACACUGCGAACCUCUGAGGCAACAACAUAGAUAUAUACGCUCCUCUCCCUCAGAGUCAUUGUAUAUUACUAUACCCAUUGCAGCACUGUACAGUCUAGCCACUCUAUUUCUAUGCUCUACCUAGCCCUCCUCUUUGCUCAACAGAACCUGGGACUGUCAUGACAGAUCUAAUCUGAUUUGGCACCCUAUUCUACAUUUGGCCAGAGCCGUCUGGUGCACUAGGGAAUAGGGUGACUUUUAGAACAUGUCUCCUGCAGCAGCAUGCCUGUGAGGUCAAACCUCCUGAUCAGCUGAUCUUUGAUUACUUCUCCACUAUGUUUAUGUUGGUGUUCCUGUACGUCACGUGUUCCUGUACAUCACGUGAUUAAAAACAAAACACAUGACA
Oncorhynchus nerka (sockeye salmon) is the source of this 6277-nucleotide messenger RNA. RefSeq names its product metastasis-associated protein MTA3-like. Bases 350 to 2473 code for a protein of 707 amino acids. The record is from RefSeq and is a predicted model, not a curated record. Gene Ontology annotation, biological process: negative regulation of transcription by RNA polymerase II. Gene Ontology annotation, cellular component: nucleoplasm; NuRD complex. NCBI's taxonomy places the organism in Eukaryota, Metazoa, Chordata, Actinopteri, Salmoniformes, Salmonidae. Gene Ontology annotation, molecular function: histone deacetylase binding; transcription corepressor activity; chromatin binding. The transcript is spliced from 19 exons.